Syzygium oleosum is the source of this 1822-nucleotide messenger RNA. Its product is annotated as UDP-glycosyltransferase 84B2-like. Gene Ontology annotation, molecular function: UDP-glycosyltransferase activity. The record is from RefSeq and is a predicted model, not a curated record. The transcript has a single exon. Bases 184 to 1674 code for a protein of 496 amino acids. NCBI's taxonomy places the organism in Eukaryota, Viridiplantae, Streptophyta, Magnoliopsida, Myrtales, Myrtaceae.
UCUCACCACCAAAAAGAAAUUAGUGGUAGACCGCAGUUACCUGUCAAAUUUUCCUCCACGCCCUCCUUCCUCUAGCACCAUCUCUCUCUUUCUCUCUCUCUCUCUCUCAUCACGUGCGUGCGGUGGGGGGCGGGUGCGUGCAGCGGCAGGAGGGUGCGAGGCGGCUGUCUGUGGCGGCUGUCCAUGGCUCAGGUAGAGGAGAAGAGAGAAGAGAACCAUGUCCUUUUGGUUGCCUUCUCCUCUCAAGGCCAUAUCAACCCGAUGUUAAGGCUUGCCAAGCGUCUCGCUGCCAAAGGCGUCCAUGUCACCCUUGCCACCACCGAGAUCGUCCGCCACCGCAUUCUUAAGGCUGGUGCCGGUGCCACCGACCUUGUCACCGGUAUCGAGCUCCUGUUCUUCUCCGACGGCCUAAGCCUUGACUACGACCGGAAGACCAACCUCGACGUCUACAUGGACAGCCUAGGUAAACAUGGGCCUGGCAAUCUCUCGACUCUAAUCAAAGAACGCUACACGAGUCCAAAGAAGCUCUUAUGCCUAGUCACGAACCCUUUCGUGCCAUGGGUCUCCGAUGUAGCUGCCGAGUACGAUGUCCCUUGUGCCAUGUUGUGGAUUCAACCGUGCGCGUUGUACGCGAUAUACUAUCGCUUCUUCAAUAAGCUCAGCGCCUUCCCGACUCUGACAGAUCCUAAUAUAGUUGUGGAACUACCGGGUUUACCUUCAAUGGAGACGGAGGAUUUGCCGUCCUUUGUGCUUCCCAACAACCCAUUUGGUAGCUUCCCCAAAUUAUUCUCUGAACUAUUCCAAGGCAUGGAGAAAUUUAAAUGGGUUUUAGGGAAUUCUUUCUAUGAGCUUGAGAAACAUGUUGUAGACUCCAUGUGCGAGCUUUAUCCAAUACGGCCGAUCGGUCCACUAGUCCCUCCAACGUUGCUAGGCCAAGAUCAAGAACUUGAGGAUGCAAGUGUAGAUAUGUGGAAAUCAGAUGAGACUUGCAUUGAAUGGUUGACCCAGCAACCUCCUUGCUCAGUCAUCUAUGUGUCCUUUGGGAGCAUCGUUGUGUUACCAGCCAAGCAAAUGGAAGCGAUAGCCAGGGCUCUAAAGAACGCUAAGCGCCCAUUUCUUUGGGUGGUGAAGCCGCCUGAGUUCCCGACGCCCGAUGGUGCGGGGCAACUUCCGUUAGGGUUUGUUGAAGAAACAAAAGACCAAGGUCAAGUCGUGCGUUGGUCUCCUCAAACUAGGGUUUUGUCGCACCCGGCUGUGGCAUGUUUCAUCACUCACUGUGGAUGGAACUCCAUGCUCGAGACUAUUUGCUCCGGCAUCCCUCUCAUAGCCUACCCACAGUGGACUGACCAGCCGACCAACGCAAAGCUCAUAGUCGAUGUCUUUAAGAUUGGCGUGAGGAUCAAAAAAGGAGUUGAUGGAAACAUAAGCAGUGAAGUGAUUGAGAAAUGCAUUGAAGAGGUCAUGGUUGGGCCAAUGGCUGAGCAAUUGAGAAAAAAUGCAACGGCACUAAAGGGCGAGGCUCAGAAGGCGGUGGCAGCAGGUGGAUCAUCCGAUGAGAAUAUCCGGCUCUUCGUGGAGGAAAUUACCAGCGAUUCUCGCAAGAAAGAUGACUCACCAAACGUGGUAAAUUGGAGCCAGGAAGGUCAUGGUAAGGUUAGUGAUAAAGGUGUGUAGGGAGAAACGUGUUUGAGUUGGCUGGCAAGAGAUUCAUGGGUUGUCUUGUUCACAUAAAAGUGAUAAUAUUAUUGUCCUCGAAGACAAGUAUGAUAUGAAAGUUGUGGUGUUCCUGCGGUUGGAGAAAUAAAGAGGACAAUUCCAAUAA